Cladocopium goreaui is the source of this 1812-nucleotide messenger RNA. The record is from the annotation of a GenBank genome assembly. NCBI's taxonomy places the organism in Eukaryota, Dinophyceae, Suessiales, Symbiodiniaceae.
AUGAAACAGGCUCAGCUUGAGAUUGCAGCAGCUCGGCCCUCUGGACGUGUCCCUUUGCAUGAGCGAACUUUAGUGACCCGAAGGCUGAAAGAAUUCAAACUGAGUACAUUUGCACCACAAGCACUUGAAUGCUCUUGGCCAUAUUUCGCUGGAUUUUUUGAUGCAGAUGGAAGCAUCACUGUGGGUACGCAUCGGCAUUCUUUGCAUUUGUCGCUUUUGCAAAAGAAUCCCUUCGGGAUCUCACAUUGGCUGGACUUUUUGCAUCGGCAGGGUCAUACGUGUUGGUAUUUGCGUCACACUGAGCGUGGUGCUUCACUAGCUUGUGGAGAGCUAGCAACUUGUAGAAAGUCGUUGGAGUUGCUGUUGGAGAACGGACUUCUUGUGAAAAAGGAGCAGGCUGCCCUUGCCAUGACCCUCACAGAGGCAAACCACAAGCAUGUGCGUGAAGCGAUGUUUAAGUUCAAAGGUCAUCAAAAUCGUUACCAGCGCCUUGAUGAAGCUGGCAUGGACAGGGCCAAACACAUUCAUCAAAAAGUGCAAAAACUGCACUCACGUGCCAGUGAGCAACUCAAAGCUAGAGUGCAAGAGGAACUGCAGGUCUUGCGCCAGGAGCAUAAUCGCCAAAAUCUGAUCUGCAAGGCCAAUAUGUUGAGAGCUGACAUCCGGCGACAUUUGCGAGAAGGGGUCACGAAGCUGGCGCGAGAGCGGCGUUUGAAGCAGAAGGAGAACCCUGAACCCACUGCUGAUUGGGGCAAGCCUCCACCCAAGCCACCAGCACAUCAGAGCAAGGAGAGCAACACGGGCCGACGUGCCGGUUUGGACCGGAAAUUUGUCAAAGCCUUGGAGCCCUCAUUGGCUCACCGGCUGCAGGACGCCCGUGAGGCGUGGGGCUCCAUGCGCCAACGGGCACGUUUGGCGCGGCCGCCUGUGGUGCACGAGCCUGAGCCGGAGGAGCCAGUGUCCAGAGUACCUUCCAAGCCAUCUUCGGAGCCAGAGGCACCGCGGGCACGGGAGCAGCAGCCGCAGCAGCCGCAGCCGGCGCCACCGCCUGAGGCACCUACCACACCGGUGGAGCAGGAGAAGACGGAACCCGACAAAGAGCGCGCCGUGGAGCUCUUCCGUUCCUUCGUGGCCAAGGGCCGCGAGGCGCAGAACUGGCGGAAGAACGACCUGCGGCUGAUCAACAGCUUCGUGGUGCCAUGGCUCUUUGGUUCGGAGGCGCGCAUCGACUGGGCUCACCCGGUGCUGGCGCUGGAUGAGUUGGAGCAGUUGGUGAAGGAAGCACCGGAGCAGAUCAAGUUGUUGGGUGCAGCUCCAAAGAAGAGCAACACCCAGGCUCCUUAUGCACCGGUGCCCGCACCACCGGCGCCCACCACCCCGAGUGCCACCGCGCCCACGGCGCCCGCGGCACGGCCGCCGCUGCCCAGCCGGAUACGGAGCCCGCCGGGUGGGGCGACCAGCGGCAGGGCGGAGGUGGAUGAAGGUCAGCCCGUGGCGCGCCGCUGUGGCACGGGUGACUUGCCACGGAGACCCAAGGAGGAGACCACGAGCCGUGUUGCUCGCAGUGCUUCCCCCGCACCGGUGACCAGCCAUCAGGAGGCAAUCCGCGCGCGGAGAGAGGCCUUAGAAAUGGCCCGGCAGGAGUCCUUAAAGAAGGCUUUGGCCAAGAAGGAGUUCGGCCACCGUGAGGAUGAGAUCGCCUCCCUGGAAGCUCAGAUGCACAGCGCCAGCACCUACGCGGCGGCGGGGCUCAAGCGACGCCUGCAGACCUUGAAGGCCUCGCAGCUUGGGGACGGGGGGACCCCUGGAUGA